CGCCGCCCGCGGCCCGGUCACGUCCCCGCGCGGGCGCCGCCGCCCGCCUCGUGCGGUACAAGGGCGCCGCGGCCCGCGCUCACCGCCCCGCCCCAUCCCGUGCUGCGCCGCUGGAGCAGCUCGGCCACGCACCACGUCGCGGCCCGGAGGUGAAGGGCGGAUGCCCGAGGCAGGGGGGCCACAGAGAAAGCCUGAGACAUCGUUACUGGUGGCCAGCCAUCCAGGAGCACUUGGCAGCAUCACCACAGCAACCGGCAACGAGCUGGCUUCCCACCAUCAGAAGGACUGGGAAUGACUGUGGUGCACUGGGACCCGUGGUGGCCCUGGGAGGUGGGGUGUUACUGAGGGAGGGCUCAGCUGCCUCCCGCAGUGAGAGCGCCAUGCCAGCUGGAGAGGGGGCACUGGGGCAGGGGCUGCAGCAGGGCACAGCCUCAUCCCCCUACCCGUGCUGAGUGCGCCAGGGCUCCUGUCCACCGGGCGCACCUGCCCCACGUUUCAGCGUCCCCGCUCAGCAGUGACCAGGAGAGGCGCCCUGUCCUGUGCUCUGCGUCUGGGCCUGCCGCUGUCGGACCAUGGGAUGUCGGCAAAGCUCAGAAGAGAAAGAGGCGGCGCGGCGGUCCCGGCGAAUUGACCGCCACCUGCGCUCGGAGAGCCAGCGGCAGCGCCGUGAAAUCAAGCUGCUCCUGCUGGGCACCAGCAACUCAGGCAAGAGCACCAUCGUAAAGCAGAUGAAGAUCAUCCACAGCGGUGGCUUCAACCUGGAGGCCUGCAAGGAGUACAAGCCGCUCAUCAUCUACAACGCCAUCGACUCGCUGACUCGCAUCAUCCGCGCCCUGGCCGCGCUCAAGAUCGACUUCCACAACCCUGAUCGCGCCUAUGACGCCGUGCAGCUGUUCGCGCUGACGGGCCCCGCCGAGAGCAAGGGUGAGAUCACGCCUGAGCUGCUGGGUGUCAUGCGGCGGCUGUGGGCUGACCCCGGGGCGCAGGCCUGCUUCGGCCGCUCCAGCGAGUACCACCUGGAGGACAAUGCGGCCUAUUACCUGAACGACCUAGAGCGCAUCGCCGCGCCCGACUAUGUGCCCACCGUGGAGGACAUCCUGCGCUCCCGGGACAUGACCACGGGCAUCGUGGAGAACAAGUUCACCUUCAAGGAGCUCACCUUCAAGAUGGUGGACGUGGGCGGGCAGAGGUCAGAGCGCAAAAAGUGGAUCCACUGCUUUGAGGGCGUCACCGCCAUCAUCUUCUGCGUGGAGCUUAGCGGCUACGACCUGAAGCUCUAUGAGGACAACCAGACGAGCCGGAUGGCUGAGAGCCUGCGCCUCUUUGACUCCAUCUGCAACAACAACUGGUUUGUCAGCACCUCACUCAUCCUCUUCCUCAACAAGAAGGACCUGCUGGCGCAGAAGAUCCGGCGCAUCCCGCUCACCGUGUGCUUCCCUGAGUACGGCGGCCAGAACACCUAUGAGGAGGCUGCCGUCUACAUCCAGCGGCAGUUCGAGGACCUGAACCGAAACAAGGAGACCAAGGAGAUUUACUCCCACUUCACCUGCGCCACCGACACCAGUAACAUCCAGUUCGUGUUCGACGCCGUGACCGACGUCAUCAUCCAGAACAACCUCAAGUACAUCGGCCUCUGCUGAGGAGCCGGCCCUCAGCUGUGGCGAAACCGGGGUGUCACACCCCCACCCGCACUCGGGAGACCAGCCCAGCCCAGGGGCAGAAAAAGGGGCCUGGAGAGGGUCCCCCCCGCCCCGCCUCCUCGGCCCCCACGUUUCCGCAAACAUGAGUAUACAUGGGUAGAUUGUAGGUAGGUAGACACAUGCACACACACAAACACACACUCUGAGGCCCCCUGAAGACUUGAGGAGCCGUCACCAAGUCCACUCCAAGCCCUCCUGCCCUGUCCCCUUGCCUUCCUGAGGUGGCCCUGCUCUGCAUGGGGGUUCACGAGGGACCAUGGGGAGGGGCAGCCGGCUCCCCGGGUGGAGAACCAGAGCAGGGGCCGCUCAGCCCCCGUGCACGCUGGGAUGGGGAGGCCAGCCGGCCACGGCAUUGACCAGCCCUGCAGCCACUCACAGCUCUUUUUAAACCGCUUCGGAAUAUGCAGCCAAACCCCACACGGUGACACGAGUGGCACGACUUGUCUCAGACCAGGCCAGCUGGGUGCCAGCUUUUCUUCUAUGAGUCGGACGUUUUAUAAACCGAAAUCUGGUUUUUCUCUUCUCACGUCCUUUUUUUUGGCCAAAUCUCGUGGUGUUUCGCAGAAAUACAGAAAAUUUCAAAUGCAGUUGAGUAUUCUUUUUUAAAGGCAGAUUUUCAAAACAUUUUUUUUUUUUCAGGUGGUCCUUUUUGUGUCUGGCUUGCUGAGUGUAAAAGUUGUUAACCUGGACGCGUCUGUCCCCCUGCGCCCGGUGGCAGCCUUGGGGGCAGUGUUGUAUAUAAGCUCGUGCAGCGUCCUCUUGUUACUGGUGAGGUUUCCGCUUCGUUUUUAUUUUGGAAAACAAACGUGACGUAUUUAAAGAAGGCCCUUCACCCAGGAGCGGAUGGACAGUAGCUCAACGUCUUGGUAUUUAAAGAGUGAAUUAUCGGGGGCUUUUCUGCAAGUGGAGGAAAGGGAGGUGAGAGACGGCCUGCCGGCCUGCCCGCCAAGAGCAGCUGAGACUCCUGUGAAGGCUCGGCUGCCUCGUAGCCUGAGGGAGGCCCUUCCUGCCCAGGACCUUGGCCGAACCAUAUGUAAAUACAAAGGCACCACCAGAGCCCUGGCCAGAUCUCCUUUCUGCCUGCGUUUGGUACGGUGAGCCUGAGGUCAGUGCGGAGUCACAGCCAAGGACUUUAAAAAGAUGUUGAGAGGGACAGAGGAUCUGGCGAUUGUCCGAAAGUCUGAGAUUGUCUACUUUAAGAAAAUAAAAUACCCUGAAUGA
Phacochoerus africanus (Common warthog) is the source of this 2921-nucleotide messenger RNA. RefSeq names its product G protein subunit alpha z (gene GNAZ). The record is from RefSeq and is a predicted model, not a curated record. Bases 573 to 1640 code for a protein of 355 amino acids. Gene Ontology annotation, biological process: adenylate cyclase-modulating G protein-coupled receptor signaling pathway. NCBI's taxonomy places the organism in Eukaryota, Metazoa, Chordata, Mammalia, Artiodactyla, Suidae. Gene Ontology annotation, molecular function: G protein-coupled receptor binding; GTP binding; G-protein beta/gamma-subunit complex binding. Gene Ontology annotation, cellular component: heterotrimeric G-protein complex. The transcript is spliced from 3 exons.